This is a messenger RNA of Xylona heveae TC161, 1395 nucleotides long. RefSeq names its product phosphoserine phosphatase. Gene Ontology annotation, molecular function: phosphatase activity. The record is from RefSeq and is a predicted model, not a curated record. The coding region runs from base 365 to 1174 and encodes 269 amino acids. NCBI's taxonomy places the organism in Eukaryota, Fungi, Ascomycota, Xylonomycetes, Xylonales, Xylonaceae. The transcript is spliced from 7 exons.
CCUCGUCAGUCAACCUUCAGGAGACUGAGGGAAAGCUGGAGGGGCCGGUCUCGUCGCCUGUACCCCACCAUGAUGAACCCCAGCCCAUGGCGUAAAUCGAUCGCAGCAUGACAGGGCCAACUACUACUUAACUGGCCCUCGUUCACCUGCCACCCACGUUGCCCCUCAUUUUCACUUAUUCUUUUCCCCUCAUACACAAAACAGCUCAAUUGUUCUGGUCAACAAUUGACUUGCCAAACGCAUCUUAUUAUUUGUCCCCCAACCCUUCCCCAACAACCGUCGCAACCUACUGAGCUAUAAUCUAAGCUCUUCCCACUCCUUUCCAUCUCGUCACUUCCGUUUCCAUAUACACAAAUUGCCCAAGAUGUCGGCAGACCAGCUCCCCGCCUUGAAGUCCAACCCAAAGUUCAUUUUCUUCACGGACUUUGACGGUACUAUUACUAUGAAGGACAGCAAUGACUACUUAACCGACAACCUUGGUUUUGGACCUGAGCUCCGCCGAAAAGGCAACAUUGAGGUGCUGGAGAACAGGGAGACCUUCAGAGAUGCAUUCAAGGAGAUGCUUGACAGCAUCAAGCACCCUUUCAACGAAUGCGUGCAGACAUUAGUCGACAACAUCAAGUUGGACCCCCACUUUAACGACUUCUACAAGUGGGCUCUUGAGCACAACGUCCCCGUUGUAGUCCUCUCCUCCGGCAUGGUCCCAAUCAUCCGCGCUCUCCUUGAGCACUUGGUCGGCCCCGAUGCCGCCAAGAUCCAGAUCAUCAGCAACGACGUGAAGCCUCGGAAGAUUGACGGAAAGAUCCCCGAAGAUUGGGAAAACAAGGAGGCUGCUUGGGAGAUUGAAUAUCACGACGACAGCUCCUUCGGCCACGACAAGUCCCUUGCCAUCCGGCCGUAUGCCAAUCUGCCCGCGGACAAGCGGCCCACUCUUUUCUACGCUGGUGACGGUGUCUCGGACCUGUCGGCAGCUCGUGAGACGGACCUUUUGUUUGCCAAGAAGGGCCAUGACUUGGUGACAUACUGUGAGCGUGAGGGCGUGCCCUUCACUCUCUUUGAGGACUGGAACACCAUUCUCGAGAACGUCCAGGCGAUCUACUCUGGUAAGACGGACGUGAAGAGCGUGGCCGCUGCUGGUGUUGAGGCUGUGAGACACGGUGGCAACAAGGUAUAAAGGUCAGAAGUAGUUUGUUUCGUUUUGGACAAUGUUCCCCUUUUUUUCGAUGUUCAAAUUGGAAGAUAUCCUGGGAUAUACGAGUGGGAGACGAAGCUAUGAGCCGUAACUGAGGAAACUCUAUACAUACGAAUUUUUGCAUAUCUUGUGACUAUAAAUAUUAUGAAUCAUACGUCGAAUUUUGGCGAAUUCAGACACACGAAUAAAGUGAUUAUUUAACC